AUGGCCCUCGAGAAAGACUCCCCCUCAUCCACGCCCCCUGCUACCCACAACGAGCAUGGUAUAUUCCACACCCCACACGAAUACCGACAUACCACGGUGGACGGUGUGGCGGCAUACGCCGAGCAUGGCCCGCUCGUCGACCACAAAGUCCCUCAAGAAGAUGCCGUCGAGUCGGAACCCGAUCUCGCCUGGAGCCGGAUCCGACAUUUCAUGCGGGAGCCAUUCUCGGAGUUCAUGGGUGUCUUCAUCCUGAUCAUGUUUGGUGAUGGUGUAGUGGCUCAGGUUGUCUUGAGUGGCGGCACAAAGGGUGACUAUCAAUCUAUCUCCUGGGGCUGGGGGCUUGGUGUCAUGCUGGGCGUCUAUACGGCUGGCAUAUCAGGAGCACAUCUCAACCCCGCCGUCACCUUUGCCAACUGCGUAUUCCGGAAAUUCCCGUGGCGGAAAUUCCCUACUUACAUGGUUGCUCAGGUCCUGGGAGCAUUGUGUGCCUCCGGUGUCGUUUAUGCCAACUACAAGUCCGCCAUCGACGUGUUCGAAGGCGGAGCCAACAUUCGGACAGUGCCGGGCUAUUCAGAUACUGCCACCGCAGGCAUCUUUUGCACAUAUCCCGCGCCGUUCAUGACCAGGACGGGCCAGUUCUUUUCCGAAUUCAUUGCCAGCGCUCUUCUGAUGUUCUUGAUCUAUGCGCUCAAGGACGACGGGAACCUUGGUGCUGGUAAUCUUACGCCCCUGGGAUUGUUCUUCGUUAUUUUUGGAAUUGGUGCUUGCUUCGGCUGGGAAACUGGCUAUGCGAUCAAUCUUGCGCGAGACUUCGGACCGAGAUUAAUGUCGUACAUGCUGGGAUACGGCCCCCAUGUAUGGACUGCGGGCGGGCAUUACUUCUGGAUCCCCAUGGUGGCGCCUUUCUUCGGAUGCACGUUUGGUGGAUGGCUCUAUGACAUGUUCCUAUUCACCGGCGAAUCACCCAUCAACACACCUGUGGUCGGUUUGAUGAGGUUCCUGAAACCCAACAGGUCGACGUGGUCCAACACGUACGUUCCACAGCAGACAUCAAAGGUGUAG
This is a messenger RNA of Cladophialophora yegresii CBS 114405, 1062 nucleotides long. Its product is annotated as aquaglyceroporin like protein, other eukaryote. Gene Ontology annotation, molecular function: glycerol channel activity; water channel activity. Gene Ontology annotation, cellular component: plasma membrane. The record is from RefSeq and is a predicted model, not a curated record. The transcript is spliced from 4 exons. Lineage: Eukaryota; Fungi; Ascomycota; Eurotiomycetes; Chaetothyriales; Herpotrichiellaceae. Gene Ontology annotation, biological process: water transport; glycerol transmembrane transport. Bases 1 to 1062 code for a protein of 353 amino acids.